Messenger RNA from Pan troglodytes (chimpanzee), 1911 nucleotides. It is a transcript of the gene PPT2, whose product is annotated as palmitoyl-protein thioesterase 2. The transcript has 8 exons. Gene Ontology annotation, molecular function: thiolester hydrolase activity; palmitoyl hydrolase activity. NCBI's taxonomy places the organism in Eukaryota, Metazoa, Chordata, Mammalia, Primates, Hominidae. The record is from RefSeq and is a predicted model, not a curated record. Gene Ontology annotation, cellular component: lysosome. The coding region runs from base 76 to 1158 and encodes 360 amino acids.
CAGGCUGCACUUAGCUCAAGGGGCCUCGAGGACUCUCUGCGUCUCUGGAGACAAGGGCACUACACGCACUUCAGAAUGAAGAGUUGCGGGAGCAUGCUGGGGCUCUGGGGGCAGCGGCUCCCCGCGGCGUGGGUCCUGCUUCUGUUGCCUUUCCUGCCGCUGCUGCUGCUUGCAGCCCCCGGGCCCCACCGCGCGUCCUACAAGCCGGUCAUCGUGGUGCAUGGGCUCUUCGACAGCUCGUACAGCUUCCGCCACCUGCUGGAAUACAUCAAUGAGACACACCCCGGGACUGUGGUGACAGUGCUCGAUCUCUUCGAUGGGAGAGAGAGCUUGCGACCCCUGUGGGAACAGGUGCAAGGGUUCCGAGAGGCUGUGGUCCCCAUCAUGGCAAAGGCCCCUCAAGGGGUGCAUCUCAUCUGCUACUCGCAGGGGGGCCUUGUGUGCCGGGCUCUGCUUUCUGUCAUGGAUGAUCACAAUGUGGAUUCUUUCAUCUCCCUCUCCUCUCCACAGAUGGGACAGUAUGGAGACACGGACUACUUGAAGUGGCUGUUCCCCACCUCCAUGCGGUCUAACCUCUAUCGGAUCUGCUAUAGCCCCUGGGGCCAGGAAUUCUCCAUCUGCAACUACUGGCAUGAUCCCCACCAUGAUGACUUGUACCUCAAUGCCAGCAGCUUCCUGGCCCUGAUCAAUGGGGAAAGAGACCAUCCCAAUGCCACAGUAUGGCGGAAGAACUUUCUUCGUGUGGGCCACCUGGUGCUGAUUGGGGGCCCUGAUGAUGGUGUUAUUACUCCCUGGCAGUCCAGCUUCUUUGGUUUCUAUGAUGCAAAUGAGACCGUCCUGGAGAUGGAGGAGCAACUGGUGAGCCCCCUGGGAUUACUUCCCCUUCUAGCCGCUGUCCCACCUUAUUCCAGAGCCCUCUCUGUGACUCCUGAGCUGAAGGGUUCACCCUGUGGGGAGGUGGUCCAGGAUCCCAGCAGUAACUCACUUUGUCUCUCCUUGUGUCUCUCUUCCAUGCUUCCACGCCCCUUCGACCACCUUGAAGGUUUAUCUGCGGGAUUCUUUUGGGUUGAAGACUCUAUUGGCCCGGGGGGCCAUAGUGAGGUGUCCAAUGGCCGGGAUCUCCCACACAGCCUGGCACUCCAACCGUACCCUUUAUGAGACCUGCAUUGAACCUUGGCUCUCCUGAGGAUAUAUUCAGGGGUCCCCAGGAACUCCUCGGUCCAGAGACCAAGUGGUGGCCUUGGAAAGCAGAUGUCAGGCUUUGGUGUGCCUGUGACCACCUCAUUGCUCCCAUAUUAUCCCCCGUUUUUAGUAGAGACGGGGUUUUAGUAGAGACUUGGCCUCCCAGAACCCCCUUCCUCUGCUCCUCCAUGAAUGACAAUUCCAGGCCUCCCCUACCUCAUGUCCUCUCAUUUGGGGGAUUGCUCCAUGCUGUCCCUUUCUCUCAAGGCCGAAGUUGGGAAGUGAGAAACCAUGUUUUUAACUUGUGGCUGCUUUUGCUGCUGCUGCUCCUCCGUAUCUGGCUGUAUGGGUGGAGAACCCACCCCCUGCCCACCACAGGGGUCUCCUUCCAGGCCACUCAGGACAUUUUUAGCUUCUCUUCUCCCCAUGUUCCCUUUUUUCUCUGAAGUCCCCUGACAUCAGCCCUCCCAACUCCUAAGAGGGACUAUCCAUGAGAGUGGGGUUCUGAGGCUCCCCUAUGGGGACAGUUCCGUUCUUGAAGUGUCAGUGUUGGGGAAUAUCUGUGGCCUAUGAGGCCCAUCUCAGGUUUGGGGAUCCCCCAGUCCCUAUGAUCAGUGUUGGAGUACCCCCCUGGGAGAGCCUAGUUUCUUUGAGGCCCCAGGCCCUCUUUUAACUACCUUUGAAUAGGUGUUAUCCCUGUAUUUACGGAAAUAAAGUUCCAUUUCCUCA